Porites lobata is the source of this 24535-nucleotide messenger RNA. The record is from the annotation of a GenBank genome assembly. Lineage: Eukaryota; Metazoa; Cnidaria; Anthozoa; Scleractinia; Poritidae.
AUUUUUUGUUUCCGAAACUCUUCAGUUCUAGGUAACACCGGCUCCAAGAUCCUUUUGGGUGAUAUCAUCUCUGAUGACGAGACUCUAAGGUUUAUAACUCAAGAUCCAAGAAGCCGCAACGCUAUUAAUUACCCUCACAGUCUGUGGCCUGCGAAUACCGUGCCGUAUAUUAUAGACAGUAGCAUAGGUAAGUAUUGUAUACGUAUUGUAUUAUACACAUGUGCUGUUUCUUAAAGUUAACCCAAACGAUUUUCAGAAAUUUUCAAGACUCUCUCAAGGAGUAAAUUUUUGCGACUAUUGAGGUUCGCGGAGAAGAGAGAACCUAUUUUUAGAGAACGGAGUGCGGGUGGUCUGAAAUGUCAUCCUUUUCUUUGCCCCACCCGGCAACGGGAGGGAAAGCAAUUCAGACGACUCUGCUAAUUCGCCCUGCCGCCCGUUGGGGGAGGGAAGGGGCAAAGGGGCAGAUGACACUUCAGACUUGCUUAAGUGUGCUGGAUAUUACUGAAAGAUUUGAGCACAUUUCGAGUGGAAAAAUAAUACGUUUGUUCCUUGUUUAUUGCUAUAUACAGAACAACAAGGCAUUCAAGCAAUCAACGAUGCAAUAAGCGACUAUCACAAAUACACUUGCGUGAAAUUUGUGGCCAGGACCACACAAAAAAAUUACGUAAGGUUCUUCCAGGGGACCGGGUAAGCGAUACUGUUAUAAUCAUGUUCGCCUUUGUUGGACUAAUGUUGUGUAUAUGCACCAAAAGAUUUAAUUUAAUUCAUAUAUCAGAGAAUUUUGACGAGUGCAUUCACAAAAUAAAAGCCGUGGCCAAUAAAAGAGCUGAGGCUCGCUGAAGAUCUCGAUCUACAUGAUCCAUCGUGAUUCUGUUACAUGUUUUGGCUCAGUGUAUUGAGGCGAAAAAAUAGUUAUAGGGAAGUUGGGAUUAGGGCCUUGCAGAACCUUCAAGUCGCUAAAUUAUCUAUUGUUUCCCCGUUAUUGACAGGUGCUCGUCAUCGGUGGGUCGCACAGCUCGAGGUGAACAGAAAGUGAAUCUACACCGAUAUUGCUGGACCAAAGGAAUUGUAAUCCAUGAACUUGCACACGCUAUCGGCUUCUUCCACGAGCAGUCGCGUUCAGAUAGAGACAGUUACGUCAAGAUCCUGUACGAGAAUAUUGAAAAAGGUCAGUCUGAACAGCACAGAGAUCACGCACCUUUGAUGUUAAUUCACUAUUGCCUAGGGGGGCCUGGUACGAACCCUUGUAUUAUGGGAUAAACAACACGACGACCCACGUAGGUAGAAAGAGAAAACAGAGAUCCGGAAAAUCCACAAGUUUGGUGUUUACCCGGCUUAUGUUGAACGAGAAACAGCCUUUCAAAAACUCCAAUAUUGACUAAGAAAUCUAUAGACGUUCAGACAGUUUAUCUUGCAAUCUGGAAAAUUUUCAAGUUUUGAAAUAGGUUAAAAAUUGGUCCGAUUAACACCAAACUUAAGAAUUUUACAAAUUUCGCUGCUCUCUUCCUGACUAUAUGGGUCAUGUGUUGUUUAUCUCAUAAUGCACAGACUCGUAUCCAGCCCCCCUUGGUUUGAAUUAGGCAAUACACCACUUGCACAUUUCCCAUAAUGCACCAUAUUUGCCACCCCAAAUUUUGCAUAACCUUUGUUUUUCAUUUCUCCUGGGUAUUACACAAUCGUCCCAAGAGAAAUUAAAAACAACGCUUCUGCAAAAUUUUGGGGGGCAAAUGAGGUACAUUAUGGGAAAUGUGGAAGUGGUGUAUAGCCAUGCCAAAAAUUGCCCUAUCAUUUUGUCUACAAUUUAGAAGUCUGUAAUUAUUAUUCAUUUACUGAGGGGUGGCACUAGGAUUUAGGGAACUUGGCUGCUUGCGUAAUCCAGCCAAUUUCUUUUAUUCCGCAGACAGAGAAAAUAAUUUUGACAAAUUCGCCCAAGGCAAAAUACUACACCUUGGGGAACCGUACGACUAUGGGAGCAUAAUGCAUUAUGGGACACAUGCAUUCAGCAGCAAUGCAAAACCUACCAUCAUCACACUUCAGACUGGAGGCGCUCAAAUUGGUCAGCGGGAGGCACUCAGUGCCAACGAUAUCCGGCAGAUAAACAAGCUGUACAAAUGUCCAACUGGUAGGUCAUUCCUAUCCCAAGGUUUCUUGCGAGCAAGCACUCGCCGGGGUGGUUUAGAAAUGAGUACGGAGGGUGACUUCCACUUUCAUAUGGGAAAGAGAAUUACGCUAUCGAUAACUAGACAGUCAAAGAAAUAAAACGAUGAAGACAAUGGGGAAUCAAGAAAACAAACUUCUUCCUUAGGAGCCAAAGAUUUCGCAUUUGGUAUUUUGCACCGCGCUAACACUGUUUGACUGUUCUUUUUAUUACUAUUUUUUUUUCCAGCAACAGUCACUCCCACUAGCCAAGGAUCAAGUACAGUAGGUAUGUAUUAUGUUUGUCGUAGUAUCUCAAGACUGCAUGUAGACUCUUAUUUUCUCUUCGCCAAGGCAAUACGGAAGGUCGCAAAAAUCUGGAGCAAAAACUUGUUUUUUUCACCGGCACUCUUUAUUCCCUCGGAAUCAGCAAAUACUUUUCGUUCAACUAAUUUAUUCCUAUUUUUCACAUUACAAUGUUCCCACCACCAUGCAAUAACAUAGGUCCAACAACUGAUGGGAAGGCUUUAGUAAAAUUACUCGUAAACAAUAAUAAACUUAUGAUCGCGAGAGACUGGAACUGAUAGAACCAACCUCCUCGCGACAAAAGGUUAUGCCCAGUUUGUGAUUCCAAUGAAAUAUAGGGGCACCCAACAAGAAUAUAGCUCAAAACCACUUAAAGAUAACAUUGUUGAACGUAUUUUAGUAUUUAAACGGUAGAUAUAGGCAUAUUUUUGUCCCUUAAAAAUUUUUCAUCUGUUCGGAUUUCCUAGCUGAAAGUCUAGUGAUCCGAAAAUUAUAGGGAUCAAAACUUACCUUUUCGAAAAUUUUAGCCGGAAAAAAGGCUCCCGAAAAUUCUAGGUGACCUUUUCUUGGGUAAAAAUCCGUUAAAAAUGGGCAAUUAUACCAUUUUUUACAAGUUCGAAAAUCCUAGGAGAGGUAGGCAAGCAAGAAAUUAGACAACAAAGGUUGCGAAAAUUUUAGAUCUCUAAUCGUCUUCCGAACAGAUAUUUUCCGAAAAUUGACGUUGGGUGACCCUGAUAACUAUCUUCGGAGUUCAUCGAUCGCCAGGUCCGAGUAAGGCAACCGUAGAGGGUAAAUUAUGGAAAGGACCCUGCUUCUGAGCGAAAAAUUCAUUUCUUAGAGUAAAAUAUUUUGGGCAAUAGCGAGAUAGUGAAUUUCAUCCUCCAUUUCCCGGGACACUGAACGGGAAAUUUUGAGAAAAAGACCUUAAAACAACAACAAAGCAUGAAUAAAGAUUUCUGAAACCAUUUUAAGCAUUUUGUGAGAAUUGCUGGGAAAAAUUUAUCUGUUCCUCACUCCCAGCAAGACUGAUGGUAGAGUUCCCAGCCAGCAAGGUGCACCUACAACCUGAAAACUGACAGGACUCCCAGCAGACGUAUGUCCACGCAUUACUGGCCAGUUUGGGUGUGUUCAUAGGGCAAAAUUCAGCCCUUCAAUGGAGGGAAAGGUUUCUGACAAAUAGCACAUUGCAGCUGUUCUAGACAUCAAAUCCCCUUAUACACCCUGAAUUGUCUAUAUCCCAGCAACACUUCCCUUCCAAGGACAUAUUAUUUUUUCUAAAUCUACCUGCCAGCAAAAAUUUGCCUAAAGAACAGAUAUUUUGAGGAAGAGAUCCAUUGGGUGCCCCUAUUCAACCUGACCAGGGAGUUCCUAGUGAGCUUUCGCUCGAAAGAUGCAGUGGUAGAGAGAGCAGGGCUUCCCCGAAGUGGCUUGCGAUCAUCACCUCCCUCCGCCCCACCCCCCACCCCCCCAAAAAGAUACGCCCGGUCGCAGUUUAUUCCUAACUCUAUAACCCUUACUGCAUUGAAAUUAGAGAAGUGUCAAGUUUGAGAUAUCAACGCGCCAAACUGAAAAAAAUCAUCGAUUUCCAUUAUAAACUUUUUACCAGUUAAUAAGGGCCAAGUCGCACUAGAGGGCAAUUUUACAUUUGUUCUGGACAAAUUCGGCUUGAAAUUGGCCAGUGACAAAAAAUUUGUCCGGAGAGCUACAGUCGUACUUAAGAACAAAAUCUGUGAACAAAACACAACACCAUGCUGUGAGCGCCUUGUGAUUUCAACCCACAGUUGAACUAAAAGCUUCUCCUCUUCUUUACUCCAUCUGUCCUGAGCCUUCUUGUUCUCGGCUGACGAAGAUGCACGACGCGAAGAAGAUGGGGUUGAUACCGGCAUUGAGCUAUCUUCGCUGAACUGGAGGGAUUCUGGCAACGAGUCAGUACUCGUGGUCGAAGGAAAUGGGCUGGGAUUUCCUCGAUCAUUAAACAUGUAAGGGCCUGCCAAAGGAUAGAUCCAUCCUGGUGGAUAUUGUGGAUAUUCGUACGGAAAAAAUUGGUUGCCCGCGCCGAGAUUCAUGUUGUUGCGAAAUGUGAACGUGAUUAAUUUUACAACGAAGUUUAUAGCAUAGAGACUCUGCUACAUAUCACCUGUCAAAUCAUUUCCGAAUUAAAACACACUCGCUAUUGUUUUCCAAAAUUUGUCUCAAUUUGGCCUGCUCCAGAGGUAGUCGACGGCAUCUUUGAAGUUUGUCCGUCUGCUACCAAAUUUUGUCCUUUGGUGAACAAACCGGUCGCACUUGGUUUUUCAUUGUGAUGACAGAUUUUUGACAUAAAUAAACAGUUUUGUCCUCUAGUGCGACUUGGCCCUAAGGCAAUAAUUAACGUAAAAACGUUUAUGGAUAUUCCAUAUAAACAUUGUCUAAUUGUUUUAACAAUUUUUUUCCUUUUUGCAACAGUGUAUUGUAACUUUGACAAUGGGUCGCGGUGCGAUUUCACUCAAGAUACUCAAGAUGAUUUUGAUUGGACAGUCCACCAAGGUGCCACACCGAGCGGGGGGACUGGGCCUAGUUCAGAUAUGUCUGGAAAAGGUAUCAAAAAUUUCAUUCUUCAUUUUUGAUUGUAUAAGAUAAUAAGCUAGCCGGAGAAUGAACAUAAUUAUAUUCUGAACAAAUUGUGAAAAGUAAUGAGAAAUGGGUAUCGCAGGCUAGGUGACAAAUAAUACAAAUAGCGACAAAUGGGAAAAAUAAUGGCAAAUCGUAACGAAUGGAAGCAAAUUGGGGACGCAUGGCGACAAACGAUGACAAAUGGUGAAAAACGGAGGCAAAUAAUUACCAGUGAUUGAAACAUGGUGGCCAAUAGUGAUCGAUAGAGGCAAAUGGUGAUGAACUUGAGACAAAUGAAACGGCGACAGAAAGUCUGGGCUCCUGAAGGUGGCCAAUAGCUAUUAAACUUCGUAAUUUGUGUAAUUAUUCGAAUUUUUGCUUGGAUGGCUACUUUUCAGGUUGGUAUAUCUAUGCUGAGUCAUCUCAGCCACGUGUUGAGGGCGAUCGCGCCGUCUUACUCAGCCCAAGCCUGAUGGGACCGUACUGCCUCCGAAUGCAUUUCCAUAUGAUGGGUACACACAUUGGUUCUCUAAAUGUCUACAAGAUCACAGCCUCAAGCAGAACCACAGUCUUAUCGACCAGCGGAAACAAAGGUGAUAAGUGGUAUAUGGCCCAGUCUUCCCUGACAGGUUCAGAGCAAUUUAAGGUGAUUAAAAAUUCAUUUGUUCAAUAAACAAGAUGUUCAUGUUAAUUAACCCUUCAAUUCCCAAUAGAGGAGAAUUGCUAGCUUUAACUCCCCUUCAGCGCUUCCAUUAGAAACAAUGCACACCAGUGAACGUUUGAUUGUGGCUCUAUAAAGGGUAUUCCAUUACCCUAGAAGGGGGUACUCCCAUGUAUAUAGGCCAGAUAGGGUAUGGUUUUUGAGGGACUUGAUCCUUGAAUAGGGUAUUAUUCUUGCCCUUGUUGGCAUUGUGUUCCCAGUAUGUUCCUUGAUAGGGUUCCCAAAUUGUAUCAGCUAAAAUUUAAGAGCGUAAAUACCCAGUUACACGAAAAGCAAAUUAUCUGUUAGUAUUAUGAAAGCGAUUUCAUGAAGGUUUGUAAGCUACCAUUAAUUUCUAUUCCAUCUUUUUUCCCUUGAAAAGGAAGGGUCUUUCAAAUAGGGGUAGAUUUCGGUUGUUCUCACCCUAAAAAAUUAUAGGGUCAGGAUUUAAGACUCCGGGCGGCACACACAAAUCGGAAAAUUGUGGGAGAACUCCCGGGCCCAUUACGGACUAAACGAGUUCGAUGGUUCUUUAAGAACCUAAUAGACGUCUCUUUUGUACGACAGAUCGCGUUUGAAGCUGUCCGAGGUUAUGGCUAUAGAGGAGAUAUUGCCCUAGAUGAGAUUAAACUAGCUCCAGGAGGAUGUGAUACCCCGGCGACUGCGGCCCCUUCAAGCACCAUGCAAACUGUACUACCAACCAGCACGUCCAAACCACCCGUACGCAGUGAAGGUAAGAGCAAAUUAAACUUUAGGAUCCUUCACCUUUAUUUUCGGCAGACGAAACAAGUCAAAGACAUGUAUAUGGAUGGGUCACUUAUGUAUUGGACAUAAACAUUCUGUUAUGUUAUACGAUUUAACAUAGGAUAUACAUAAACGAUGUUAGCUAUACGUUCAGUGUCCCGAACCUGGCACUAAGACUAUAUGCCGAUGACACCACCGGAUAUAAUUCUGAUGCUUCGUCUUAAGCUCUACAGUUCUUUAUCAAAAAGAACUUGUCCACGUUGUCUACAUGGUUCGAACAAAAUUUACUCUGAAUUAAUAACACUAAGUCUCAAGCUAUGAUCUUUGGCGCAUCUACUUACAAGUAUGACCUUUACAUCUACUCUUAAGAUUCUAGCAGUGACGUUACGUUGGAUAGGAAGAUUUCUUACAAGGAACCUAUUUCGGCACAGUUACAGAGAAUUUAUUCCAAGACGUCAGCUCCUAAACGAAUAUCUCGCUUUCUUCCCGUGAACGCUAUGAUUCUCCAGUAUAAAACGUUUCUAUAGUUCCGCAUUCAGAAUAUUGCAAUGCAGUUUUAGUUGGUCUUGCUACGAAGCGAUGGACUCGAAGAUGCUAUGGCUACCUAUUAUAUCUUAAGAACUCUAUUUAGAACUAAGAAUGAAGGUUACGAAAGCUUACUGAAUCUCAUAGACAUGAAUACUUUGAAAGACCGUCGUUAUUACCAAGCUCUGGUGUUGAUUUACAAAUGUCUUAACUCAAUCGGUCCAAAGUACAUUUGCCGAUUUUCUGAAUCUAAGGGAUGUAUGUUAUAAUCCAAGGGGUACGGGAAGUAACUUGCAAAUUGGUACAGCCUCGUUUUACUACUGAGUGGAUGCAUAAAUCCUUUUCAUUUAUAGCUAGGAGGCGGUGGAAUGACCGCUAUACAUUAGAAACUCCAAUAAUCUUAAUGUGUUUGAAAGGGCUCCUCAAAAGUUCAAUUUAGAAUCUUUAUACUAGUUUUUGUCUUGCAUUUGUUAUUAGGCUAUUUUAUCAUUAUUACUAUUCUGUAAUCUAUUUUAUUCCUUGCUAUCAUAGCUCGUGACUUUUUUGUGAAUGUUCAUGACAAAUUGUAGCUCUUUUUUAAACGAUAGAUUUCUAUAUAAUGACAUUUUUUGUGUAAUAGAGAUUAGUUCUUAAGUAGUUACAGUUUUUUUGCUUUAGUUACAGAGUUUUAUAUAUUUUUUUUUUCUUCACGUACACGUCAGUAUGAGUUUUUGUUAACUCUUAAGUGUUUACGUGUAUAAAUAAGCUACUUACUUACUCAUGUUUGUCAGGACCUGGUAUACAAAACACCCUCAGAACAAACUAAUGACACAAAAAUAGCAGAGUUUCAAAGACUUGACCACAAAGGUCAAUAAACAAAUAAAAAAAUAAGUUUAAAUUUUUAGAUAAUUUCAAUUCAUUUCGUGACAAAAAUGAAGGGCAAUCAGGAAGAAUAAAGGAUUUGAAUGCUCUGAAUUGACUUAGAAAAGACGUGAAGUUUCAGUUUUUUAUGUCAACGAAGGAUCAUCUAACUAACAGCUGAACACAUUGAUCAGGUGCCUGUUAGCUUCACAACUCAGUUUUUACCCUAUUCUUUCAUGAUCAUUAUCGGACAUCGGCGCCUCAUGAAGUUUUCUACCAUCGUCGAAGGAUUCGUCAAGGUUCCCACUGGACAUUUCUGAUUCCUGAUCCGGCGCUGACAGGUGUCGCAACUGUUUACCCAGCUCUUUCAUAAUCACCAUUGAAGAGGCCUUGGGAAUUCUCACGAAAGACUCGUUAUGAAUUGCUUCUCUAUUAACGUUUGACUUUGCAGCGGCAGGGAGGGCGCUUCCUAACUCUUUCCUCGUCAUCUGCUUUGAAGAUACCACUGGUAUUUCUGCCGAUAAAACUUCCUUCUUGACUUUUUGAACACAGAAGAUCUUCUUAACCAUUUGGCGUCGUAAUUUUCUAUUCCUCCGUUUACUGGUGUAACUACUCAUCACAGCACCCAUUUUCAAAUCAAAACUUGUAACUCGUUGUUUUUUGGAUAUGUACAGUUUAUGACUGAUAGUGAGGAUUUAUUUAUAUGUUUCCUUACGUCGUUGGUAAAAACAGAUUCUGUCAGUUGCCCAGGUAACAUGAUGUUAAUAAGGCUUACAAACAACUUAAUUUAUGCGUUGCUAAGAAGAAAAAUAACAUGUUUGUCCGUUACCGUGACGAAAUACUCAGAUUAUUAAACAAGACGGGGUUGUGAUUGUCUACGAUUAGUUGUUAUGGCAACUCUCUACUACCUUACAAUUAGAGCCAACCAAGCUUUUAACGGGUCGGCUCAUAGGGCUCACAAACAACCUAAAUUUGUGCGUCGCUAAGGAGAAACAUAACAUGUUUGUCCGUUACCGUGACAAAUUAUUGUCUCGGAUCAGUUGCUAUGGCAACUCACUUACCCUAAGAAUUAGAGCUAACCAAGCUUCGCACAUGUCAGCCCAGAGUUUUAGUAAUUCUGAGAUUAAACAGGUAGUCAAAGGCUGCCCAUGAUGUUGUUAGGCUGGAUAGCAAUGUAGUGGUAACUGCGAAAACUCUUUUCAGGUGACUUACGAUUCGUAACAAGCUGAAGGUGUGUUUAGAACACAACAUAAACCUUUUAUCCGUUACCUGGGUAACGCAGUGACGUUAAUAAUUAACGUCAGUCGGCGUUCAAAACAGCCUUAAUGGAUGUGUUGGUAUGAACAAAGAUAAAUGUUUUUUGCUCAAACAAGUAACACAGCGUCUUUAAAUAAAAAGUCUUUCAGUAAAGCAGUGAAGUACAAGAUAAGCUUCUAAAUAAUUUUACCAUAAAUAACAAGAGGCUAAAAUUGGCCUUAAAAUCCGCGUUUUUAUCCACCCAAGAAAUCGUUUCUGCCCUAGUGCAAACAGAAAUAAAACUUACAAACAAAAAAAAAAUUAUUCUACAAGAGAACGGCAAACUUCACAAUAAUCAUUACUAUCGUUAGACACUUAUCGGAUAAAAUUAUAAUCAAUAAAGAUUUAACAAGCAGAAUGUCACUUAAGAAAAAAGAUUGUGAUAAUAAUAAUAAUAAUAAUAAAAAUGAUAAUAAUAAUGAUAAUAAUAAUAAUACGGCACGGGCAUCUGCUUUCCUCUCGAUGGCAAGACGAGGCGCUGUGUCGAGACUUAUGCUUUACUUGGUUAAGAGAGUGGACGUCUUCACCUAACCAUACCAUUUCUGGUGAAAUGGAGCUCUACCAACAGCCAACACCGACCAGAGUGUAUACUUCAUAUAAGAGAGGAACCACCCAGGGGAUGUGACAUGUAGGAUGUACGGUAGAGCUGCAGAGACCCUGCCACAUGUUUUAUCGCGGUGUUCCGCCGUAGCUCAAUCAAAAUACUUAAACCGACACAAUGCCGCGUUGAAGAUACUUUUCUUCGAAAUGCGUAAAGACCAUAAAUUGGUGGAUUCCGUUCCCUCAUGGAACUCACCAGUAACACCCUAAACCAAUGUACGAGUCACCUGAUGCGCAAGCCUAUUGGGAUGUGCCGGUUUACGCUGACCGUACCUGUGUCAAAGCUAACAGAGUGGAUGCGCUGUUUGUGGAUCAUAAGGGAAAGAAAGUCUGGGCAGUUGAAAUUAGUUGUCCGUGGGUGGAGAAUCCUGGAAAGAAGGAUGAGGAGAAGACAAUCAAGGACGGUCCUCUGCGAUGGGAGCUGAGGAAGCAAUACCCAGGGUAUAACAUCGACCAGUGCAAUAUUGUCAUUGAUGUGCUAUAUAGGAAGGUAGUCAAAGAAACUUGAGCUGACUAUGAAAAAGUUCGUUGGUGCAAAGGAAAAGGGUGUUUUGCGAGGAAUGCGGAAAGCCACAUGUCUCGUGCUUGCUCAAUUAAACACGUACUUUUGAGGCAACUGUUGUUUAACUGUUUAACUCUCAACUUAGGAAGAACGUAUUAGGAUAAUGAUUCGAUGGGAUCGCAGUAGUGACGUUUUAAGUAUUUUUAAAGGAUUCGGCAAGUUUUUUUUUAGUCGUUCCUUUCUUCUUCUUCCUUUUUUUUUGUUUUUACUUUUUUAAAGUCAAUAUUGAACACCCUAGCCUAUGAUCGGUGAUACAAGAGUAAGCGAAGCCCUGUCACGGGUGCAAAUAAUGUCGGAACUUGGUUUGACUGCAAUCUUAAUCUGAAGGAACAUAUCAAUAAGACCCGUAAAACUGCGUAUUUCGCAUCUCCAUAACAUACAGCUAAUUACGAAAUAUCUAUAUAACAAUACCGCUCAAACACUACUUCAUGGACUUGUUAUGGGACGAGUUGAUUAUUGCAAUAGCCUUCUCUUCGGUCUACCUGCAGUGCGUUUAGGAAAACUACAACGUGUUCAGAAUUCAGCUGCUGGUAUAAUUUGUAACAUCUCUAGAUAUGACCACAUAACGUCUGUGUUGCGCUCUCUACACUGGUUACCUAUUGAAUGUCGCAUCAGUUUCAAAGUACUCAUCAUUACUUUUAAGGCAAUUUAUGGCGCUGCAUAGUGUAAAAUAAUUAUAAUUUACUAUUACUUGUAUCACUUGUAAUAAUAAUAAUAAUAAUAAUAAUAAUAAUAAUAAUAAUAAUAAUAAUAAUAAUAAUAAUAAUAAUAAUAAUAAUAAUAAUAAUAAUCAUGUUAAUAAUAAUAUUAAUAAUAAAAAAUCGCGAACUUCCAAAAGAGAAAGUGCAAAAAGGACUCUAGACCCGAGUAAGGCACCUUUACAUUUAUUUUCGGCAGUCGAAAAAAAGUCCAAACAUGUACAAUGAUAGGGCUUUUGUUUGUUGGACAUUAACAAAAUAGGAGAUUACAAGACAUAGUUAUACUCAUGUACAAGGUUAAAUAUAGGCUAGUUCCCGAUUUCAUUCGUGACAUUUUCAGUACUAAGUCUUGGAAAUAUAAUUUUAGAAACCAAAAUUUUGAUAUUCCUAGAUUUAAUUCUGUAUUGUAUGGUAAACACUCUCUUAGAUAUCUUGGACCCUUUUUAUGGAACAAGCUAGAUAAAAACAUCACUGAAGCUAGCAGCCUAUCUAGGUUUAAGUUUCAUAUUAGAUGUAAGGAUCUUACUGAACUGAUAAAUGGGAACAACUGCUCCGCUUGCGAAAUUUGUACCUCUUAAGUUGUGCCCGUGUUCCUAGAAUUGUUUUGAUUAUUUUAGCAUAUUGUAAAUGUAUAUAUAAUAUAUAUAGGAUCAUACUAUAGCUUUUUUAUAGCUUUUUUAUUUAUUAUCUUUUAUUUAUCAUAUUAUUCAUUAUUUAUUUUAUCUUUAUGUUGUGUCCCCAAUUAGCAUCAGCUAAAUACAUCGACACAUGAAUAAAGUUCGUCAUCAUCAUCAUCAACACUUCUCGGUAAUGUUUGAAGUUGACAGGACCUGGUAUACAGUACACCCUUACAAUAAACUCAUUGAUGACACAAAUAGGCAACGUUUCGAAGUCUUAACCGCACAAAGGUUAAUAAACAAAAACAAAUAAAUUUUAACUUUUUACAUAUGUUCAUAACUAAAAUUUCAAAUCGUUUUCCUGAAAAAUUGAAGGGCUAUCAGAAAAAUGAAGGAUUUGAAUUUGCUCAUUUGUCUUAAAUAUCAAAAUCACUCAGCAAAAGUGAAGUUUCAGUUUUUCUGUCAACGAAGGAUCAUCUAACUAACAGCUGAGGAUAUCAAGCAGGUGUCUGUUAGCUUCACAACUCAGUUUUUACCCUAUUCUUUCAUGAUCAUUAUCGGACACCGGCGCCUCAUGAAGUUUUCUUCCGUCGUCGAAGGAUUCGUCAAGAUUUCCACUGGACAUUUCUGAUUCCUGAUCUGGCGCUGAUAGGUGUCGCAACUGUUUACCCAGCUCUUUCAUAAUCACCAUCGAAGAGGCCCUGGGAAUUUUCAUCCCUUCAACGAAAGACUCGUUAUGAAUUGCUUUUCUAUUAACGUUUGACUUUACAGCGGCAGCGAGUGCACUUCCUAACUCAGCUUUCCUCAUCAUCUCCUUCAUCAGUUCCAUCGAAGAUAACACGGAUAUUUCUGCCGAUAAAACUUCCUUCUUGACUUUUUGAACACAGAAGAUCUUCUUAACCAUUUGGCGACGUAAUUUUCUAUUCCUCCGUUUACUGGUGUAACUACUCAUCACAGCGCCCAUUUUCAAAUCAAAACUUGUAACCCGUUGUUUUUCAGAUAAUGUACAGUUUAUGACUGAUAAUGAGGAUUUAAUUAUAUGUUUUUUAAGUCGUUGGUAAAAACAGAUUUCUAUCAGUUGCCUAGGUAACAUGACGUUAAUAAGGCUAACAAACAACUUAAUUUAUGCGUUGCUAAGAAGAAAAAAAACAUGUUUGUCCGUUACCGUGACGAUAUACUUAGAUUAUUAAACAAGACGGGGUUGUGAUUGUCUAAGAUUAGUUGUUAUGGCAACUCACUACUACCUUAGAAUCAGAGCCAACCAAGCUUUUAACAUGUCGGUUCAGAGUUUUAGGUAUUCUGAGAAUAAACAGGUAGCCAAAGGCUGGAUAGUGGUAACUGCAAAAACUCUUUACAGGUGGCGAAGAGUUCGCAACAAGGUUAAUGUGUGUCCAGAACACAACAUAAAUUUUUCAUCCAUUACCUAGGUAACGUGAUGUUUAUUUUUGACAUAACGCACAGGUCAAAACAACCGUACUGGAUGUGUUGCUAAGACCAAAGAAAAAUGUUUGUUGCUCAGCCAGAUAACAUAGCUUUCAAAGUCUUUGAAGCAGAGAAAUAGAACGUUGGUUUCUAAAAAACAUUUUAACCGAAAAUAACGAGGGGCUAAAAUUGGCUUUAAAAUACGCGUUCUCAUCCACCCAAAGUUACAUUUCUGCCCAAGUACAAUAAAUAUAGAACUUACAAGCAAACCAAAGUGUACAAGAGAUCGGAAGGACCCACCGCAAAUUUCACAAUAGGAGCCCGCAAUCCUAAUCUCCAGGUUUUCAUUACGCAUGCGUCGCAUGUAUGUAGCCAGCAUUCGUUCGGACUUCCACUAAGAAUGAAGUUCAAAACGCUUUUGCUCGAACACUGUGCUUGCUUACGUUUCACGUGACAGAUGGUCAGAACACGCGUGAUCAGAUCAAAGUUCGUUAUGUGCAUUCCAUUCAUUCUUAGUGGAAGUCCAAACAAAUGCUGGCUACAUACAUGCGACGCAUGCUCAUUAACAACCUGGCCCGGGUUGCUCAAAGCAUGGUUACUGCUAACCAGCGUUAAAUACCAUGGAAACCUAUACAUUUUGAUACCUCUUAACCAACGGUUAGCGCUAACCAGGCUUCGAGCAACCGACCCCUGGAGAUUAGGAUUGCGGGCUCCUCCUGUCGCCCGCAAUUGUUAUUUAACAAUUUAUUGGGGCAAAAUUUAGCCUGCAGAGCAGGCGUUUUUUCACGAAAGCUAAGAGGCACAUUGAUCGUGGUAGCCAUCUUGAAAGCAAAAAUAAAAAAAAUAAACUGAGGGAGGAUGGGCGGGUGGGGAGCAGAAACUCUCCCUUGAAAGUAUUUGUUGACUCUCCCAACUCUCUUUCAGUCUCAAAGUCCAAGAUGACGGGAGAAAAUUGGUCAUCACGAGGGUGAGGGGGGAGUGGGUCGGGAAAUAUGUGGGGACUAGCUAGAUUAUUUUGGGACCGCGAGGGAGGGGUUAAGAAAUAUUUACGUUUUGUAGAUAUUUCCUUGAAUAUAUCACCCACCUUCACCGUUUCAUGAUAAGCGAAAGCCCCUAAUUUGACUUUACCAUCAAGAUGCGGCCUUUUCUUGACUUGCUUUCGCAUUUGACAUGAACUAUAAUUACCACGGUUAUUACUUCAAUCUUUUCUCCAUUCCACUAAACUACGUUAAUGAAUGUGUUUCAGUGUUCUGCAACUUCGAUGGCCAGUCUUUAUGUCAGUUCACCCAGGGAAGUGACGACCAGUUUGACUGGACAUUGAACAAGGACAGCACACCAAGCCCGAACACUGGGCCAAGUAAAGAUAUCUCCUCAGCAGGUUAGCGGUUUGUGCUGGUCUUUUGUAAACUGCUCAGAGCUGUCGUGUAUUUUACGUUGCGGCGUCAUAGCACUCAGAUUUGCUUCCUUUCGUCGUCCUUUGACGUGUUUUCCAAACAUUUUUGACAUUUUUUCAAAGAGCCAGUUUCCUAUGAACCAGGACGCCGUUUGAAGCGUUUUAUUUCUGUGGCAAUUUCGUUCCAAGGGUCUUUCUCCGUUACGACGAAGGAGGCAAAAUAAGAGACUCCCGGUAACAAAAGUGUCAUUGUUACUUUUUUUUUCAACUGCACGUCUCCGCCUUAAAAGCAUCUGAAACAUCAUGCAUUUUGAUCGGUUCUGUAUUGCAUGGACUCCAUCAAAGAUUUUCAAAAGAUGCGAAAAACCUUGUUAGGCAAAAAAGCAGCAUUGUAAUUAAAAAUUACGAAUCUUUUUCUCUGCCGUUCUUAGGCUACUACGUCUACGCCGAAGCUUCAAAUCCACGAAAGACGGGUGACCGCGCCCAUUUAGUUUCCCCCAGUCUUACUGGCGAUUUUUGCGUUCAGUUCUACUACCACAUGUAUGGGUCCUCCAUGGGCACCUUGCGGGUUCUUAGGCUUACGGGCUCACAAAGGACUAUUGUGGGCGCCUUUACUGGUGACCGUGGAAAUGUUUGGCACUUAGCAAACAUUGAUCUUCCAGCAGCUCAGAUCCAACAGGUAAAGUUCGGUAGUAGCCUUAAUGAUGAUAAAGGUGACGAUAUGUUGUGAUCUGAUAAUGACGGUGAUCAUGUAAGAGUUGAAAGAGAGAAAAAAGGAAGGGCUACCAAAACCACGAUCCUGUUAGGGGACUGAGCAUAACAAAACUGAGGGAGGUCAGGGAAAGUCGAUUUGUUGUACCAAAUGUAAUGAAGGAGCUUGGAUACUUGGAACAAUGCCAAGAGGAAUGAUCACGCAGAAAACAUUGAAGGAUACUGAGACCGAGUCAGACCGAAAAAAUUUUGUUGAAUGCAAAUCAGGGGUAACCCAGGCUCGCUGUUUCUGUCACGUACCGGUUUCAUAACAUGAAAAAAUACAGAGAACAUAUAGGGCGAGGUUUAGGUCUGGAAAUUUGCCAGAAAAUGGAAAAAAAUCGAUGAAACUUACCAUGUGGCGAGGUGGUGUUGUGCUUAAUAUGCACACGAAGUUUCGGGAAAAAUAGUGUCCUUCAUCUUUCCUACAUAGUGUGCAGGAACAAUGAAGAAGGCUACGUCGACUGAUGUCAAAGUCUCGCAAUGAUGGCACGGCCAAAUUUGUCCGCCUAGAGGCGUUUGUGGGAAAUAGCGUCAUGUUUAGGUGUUAUGUGACCAUCUUGCCAUCAAGUGCGCUUAUUUCAGAAGGAACGCCUCCCGCUGUAUGUAAUAAUAAACACUGGUUUUGUUUCAUUUCAGUAUCAAGUACUGUUUGAGGCUGAACGCAAGGGAUGGGAGGGUGAUAUGGCGUUGGAUGAGAUCAGAUUAACACCUGGAAGAUGCAGACAAUUUGUGGUGACCACUACACUUCCCCCACCCCCUACUACUACUAAGCAACCUACUCCACCGGUCACACAAGGUAUGUUUUGCAGUGGGGAGGGGAGAGGGUUCAUCAGGAGCCUUCACUUGUGGCUUGAGUGUCCAUUUGUCUUCGCUUCAUUCAAAGCGCAGCAGAGCAAAUUUAUUCUGAAGGGAUACAAUCUUCCUCUUGCUUGGGCAUAGCCCUCCGUUCUUGAAGUAGUGAAAGGAGAGUACGGUAUUAAUAAGAGAGAAGAGAGAAAACUAUUAUUAUUGUCCUCAAAUUCACGACCCUUUAACCCCUUUAAAAAGGGUUAAACCCAAGAUCUGAUUGGUAAUUCUCCUUUCUGCAGCUGGCUGCCAUGUAUUCCCUCGCAGAUUGGUUAAGAGAAUUUGAGGUUAUAUCUCUGGCUGAUAAAUUCACGUACUGGAUAGUGAAUUGAUAUCAUAUGAAGAAAUUACAUGUCAAUCUCUUUAGAUAGUCCAAAAGUAUCGUGCUUUUAUAGACAGUGUCAUUUUUCUCGCCGUCAAACAAACGUUCCCCUCCGCGCAAAGGAAUCUAUUUAGCGCAACGUCGUUUCCGCCAGGGCUUUUUCCUCUCCCAUUUUUGAGGGGAAAAGCCCUGGGAACUAGCUUGUAUUUAGCGCAUUUGUCGGAUAAACGAGUUACUUCCGACUAACCAGAAAUGACGUUUUUGAAUUUUUACUGGUAAUAUCUCACAUUUCAGCUCAAUUUUACUGCAACUUUGACAGUCGGACUUGGUGCGGGUUCACACAAGACACCCAGGAUGAGUUUGACUGGACUCUUCACAGGGGUCGCACGGGCAGUUAUCCAACCACGGGACCAACUAAUGACUUCUCAGGAAAUGGUAAGAUAGACUAUUAUAAAAGUUCAGAACUUUUUGGCAGGCCAAUUCCUCGCGACAACUCUCGUAAGCGAUCAGCUCUAGUAACAACGAGAAUAUUGUUAAACCCCGUCACGUCUUAGCAUAGACUUAAGCGGCUCUGUGGGUCACGACCACUUUUGUGAAUUAAGGGCUGGUCUUUUCCUUGGUUCUCAAGUUCUCGUAGACGACCGCUCAGGCAACACUUAAAUAAAAACAAUUAUUUUUUGGUGAAAUCCAGUGUUAUACAUAGCAUAAGCGCUAAUAAAUCGUCAAACAUGAUGAAAAAGAAACUAUUUAAUAAUAUUUUACCUUAAUGUAUUGAUAUAUAAUUAACAACAUCUGCUAAGAAUUUUGCUUAAAGCCCUCGUAAGCAAGCACCUUCAAUAAGUUUAUUUCAAAGUCGUUUACAGGUAAAAGAACCCAUUCUCGAACACAGCUUAAAAAGUUGCGACCACUUCUAUAAAUUCCCAAAUUAAAGUGGUCAAUUAUGAGAGCUUCGACUGUAAAUUGCGUCGUUAACCCCUGAAUAAUUUUGUUGUAGGUUACUAUAUCUAUGCAGAAGCAUCGUCACCCCGGCAACCUGAUGACCGUGCGCGCCUAGUGUCGCCAAUCUUGACUGGCUCGCAUUGCGUUGUUUUUCGGUACCACAUGAAUGGUGCCAAUAUGGGGAGUUUGCGGGUGUACGGUAGAGUCGGCUCAUUUGAGCAAAAAGUUUGGGAACGCAGUGGAAACCAGGCAGAUACAUGGAAAGGUGUAGAGUUCAGGAUAGAUACCACUGCACAAUAUCAGGUGGGUAAGCCAAACAAAUUACCGCAUAGUUGGAGCGUGAUCACCCGGGUGACCGCAGCCCUGAAUAAGGGUUGAUUUCAGUGUCGCGUAAUUUUUACGUGCGUACGUUCGUAAAAUUCACGUUCGCAAAUAAAACAGAUGCAAUGCAUGAAAGGUCGCUCGUAAGCGUAAAUGCUGAAUCUCGCUUAAGCUCAGCACUUUUUAUCUUACCUCUAUCUUAUUUACGUGAUUAAAAUUUACGUGCGUUAACGUGCGUAGCCAAAAACGCGUCAGUGGAAAUCAACCUUUAGACUACUGUUGACAGUGACUCAUGUUUCGAAAACCAGUGCGGUAGCAGCGGAGCUCGUAAUCUAGCCUGCUUAGCAUGGCGGUUUUGGUUGGGCGCGCUAAGUAAUAAAGGCGGGCGAGGGCAGAGAAACCGCGAAGAGAUUGGGGCGGAGCAACUCUUUUACGUAUCCCAGGCAACCAUGUUUUCACAGAUCACUUUAUUUUUAGCAUCAUUUUGGAGCACGUUUCCCCGUGCAGCUGUGCGAAGCGAACUCGAAGCACUUGUCAUUAAUGCCAUGAUUAUUUGCGAUCUUUAAUUUAGAUCGUUUUUGAGGCUGUUCGUGGUAGUGGAUAUAUGAGCGAUAUCGCACUGGACGAAAUUAAAAUGAUUCCAGGCAAUUGUAAGUCAGCCCAGCCAGUUGCACCCACCACCCUCCUUCCCAGUCCUCCAUCCACAAGAGAAGUCGCGGCUACAACUAACGGUAUGUGCAGUGCUUAAUGUUGCCAAUCUCGUCCCCAAGGCCUCCCCGCCAAUUUCUAGGGGAAAAUCGCUACGGAAGAGGUUUUGUUGUUACCUGUUGCAAUAGUGUACUAUAUUCUUUGAGCCUUACAUGUACUCCAAACUAAGAUGUCAGUACGUCCCAGCUCAAUACUGGCAUUGAGCCAUGCGUGUUAGGGUAGAAUUCUGACAAGCAAAGUGGCCUUGAGAAACCUACAUAAGACAGGCGAAAUAGCGGCAAGCAACAGAAAGAUGGGUAAUCUCGUACCCAGAUCUCACUCUGUUUUACACUGAAAAGUGGGAGAUCUGGGUACGAGACUAAAAGAUGGGUUUAAACUGAAACUGAAGGACCGCCCUCCCUUAUCUCAGUCCGACCCCCCCCUAUCUGAAAGUCUGGAUCCGUCACUGCACAAUCAUGAUGGUAUAAUACCGACAGCGACAUGGCUUCCUCCUCAGUACCCGAAACGACAGGUUUAGAAAUUCAGACUGAGAUCAUAAAUCUGCCCCUCCCCCCCCCCCAGGGGGCUCCUGCCAUUUUCUCUCCAUAGUCAAUAUCCUGUAAAAGGCUCCUAAUGCCAAAGGUCAGGUACGUACGUUCAAGCGCCAUGAGACAAGCUUAUGCGGAAGAGGAACUUUACAAUUGAGAGAGCUAUAGUGUAUUUCAAUUAUGAUCAUAACUAGAGGGUCUCCAUGGGGCUAUUAAACCAUCAGCCGUGAAAAUGAAAGGUAUUUCAAAUCUCACUAUUUCAGGUGAAUUUCAGAAGAAUCUCUUCAAGUUAGAAAAACCACUUCCCAUGUUCUCAAAAACACUCUUCUUUCUAGACAUUUAAUAGGAGACCUUACAAAUUGCUUUUAUCUGAAAAUAUUUCGAAAUUUUGUAUGUGAAAGGCUAAGGUAACCUUUAAAAAAAACGUUCGUAUUAGUUAUUUACUUAAACUCUUUGAUUAAAUUUCCGCUAAAUAACCGUCAACCGUAAAAAGCUCUAAAAUUUAACCGUCAAACCGUCAAAGCUACCACCCCAUUAAGACCCUCUAAGGGACCGGUCAUUAUUUAUCGCCUGGUGGGGUGCGGAGGAUUUUAGGGGGGGUCACUUGAUUUUUGGGAGAACAAAAGGGGGGAUGAGUCGUAACUGAGAACCUAAAAGGGGGGAUCGCUGAAAACUUUGGAAGGAUUCAGAGGGAGGACCACUCAAAUUUAUUUGGAAAAUAAAGACGUGGGGUGGGGUGGGGGGGGGUCGCGAAAGUCAUCAAAAGUUAUUAGGGGGGAUCACUUCAAUGAAGUAACAUUCAAAGGGGGGAUCGGCUAAAUUCCGCCCCCGACGAUAAAUAAUGACCGGUCCCUAACUAGAACAAAAUUCUCUAAUCUGAUUGGCUAUCAGCAGCCAUAAACUUCAGACUAUGAGAUCUCUUAUGCGUUACAUUUUGUAGGUUUGAACUGUCCACCGGGGUGGAGUGGGUAUAACAGUUCGUGCUAUAGGGCUUUUACCAGCAAGAGUCUGUGGCGUGUCGCAAAAAAUUACUGCCGACAAAAUGGUGGAUAUCUAGUUGCCAUCAACAACGAUAGGGAGCAUGAAUUCGUUAGAAACCUGGCUGCAACACUCUAUGGGGACUACGCGAUUUGGAUCGGUCUUCGUCGAGAUUCCACUGGCAAGUUUUCGCGAUGGGGCAAUGGCGAACCCUUAACAUUUACUAAAUGGUUCUGGAAUGAACCCGAUAAUUUCUUUGGCGACGAAGACUGUGCUGAAAUGUUCAUGUACAGUGGCAGGUGGUUGGAUACACCUUGCGUUGGGCGUCGUGCUUCAAAGCAUCAAUUUAUUUGCGAGAUGAGUGAGUUUUGUAUACAACGAUAGUUACUGUUUAAAAAUUCUUUAUUUUUGUUAUAAGAGGCUCCUUAGUCGCUGUCUGAGUCCCGGAUGGGAACUGACCUUUCGACCGCGUACUACAAGUCUUGAUCGGGCUAUAAUCAUGGUGGAUUUAGUGAGUAAGACUAUUAGUUACCAUUAGUACCACCGUGGUUGUCUCGAUCAAUAACUAUUUGACAAAAAAAAAACGAUAAACGAAACCCUUUUUACACAUUACCAUGAUGGAUAAAUAUUUUUCAUGAUAGCGGAGCUCUCUCGCGCGCGCAACGUAGCACCAUGGGUAAGAAAAUUUGGUUUCGCAACCACUUUCCCAGGGCUCUCUCUCUCUUGCUUCGAAGCAACCAAAUUUUAACAGAUAAAGAGCUAGAGCGAGAGAUCAAAAACAAAGAAGACCAUUUUUUGGAAGAAAAACAUGGAAAUUUUAUAGCGGCGGUGAAAAAAUGAGAAAUGCUAGCGACCACCAAGGUGAGAAUAAGCGGCAGUGAAAAAAUAACUGAACAGGAAAAAACCGAACACAUACGACAUGUCCUUCAUAAAACAUUUCACGUUGUAGUCGUGCAAAACAUCGAAAGAAAUGUACAAAGAAGUGUGCUGCACGUGCAAAGUUGUUUUUUGCUAAUUAGACCUAUCGGCCCCCACCGCCCGCAGGAGUGCCCAUUUUUUUCUGAUCGAGUUUUUGUUUUCUCGGCGCAGCUCCAGGAAGAAGCUUGCAAACGGAUUCGCCUCCAACGACCAUUCCUCAAGCAUCCUGUGGAGUACGACCCUUAGUGACAACGGUCAAGACGCUUUCUUCGGGUUUAAGUAUCGGUACGAUCGUAGGGGGCAAGAUAUCAACCCCAGGGGCGUGGCCUUGGCAGGCUGCUAUCAUGUGCAAGACGUGUCAAGAUCAAAGUUGUGGAGGCACCUUGAUUUCCCCAUACCAUGUAGUCACUGCUGCUCAUUGUGUUCCUACCAGCAUUGACGCGUUUAUCGAGAAUUACAAGGUAUGUAAGAAUUGUCAUUCUUCCUUGUCGUUCUAGCCUAUGUAGCUGGCGGGGUUGUUAUUCACGGGGGUACGGCGGAACCGCAACGUGAAACCGGGAGGGAAAUGAGGAAAUGACCUGUUCCCAAUCUUCACGGCGGGCUCCGCUGCCAAAACAGUACAGCACUCGCCAGCGUAUCUGCACUCGACCGUUAAUCCUGUUAUCCGCGCAGAUUGUUAUCGUACUAGCCAAAAAAAGGAAACCUGCGGCCUCUCCUUGCCCCAAGGCGACAGUUCUAGCCGCAAAAUACCUUAAUACCACAUUUUAUCUUCAAUUAGGAACUUUAAAUACCCACGGCAUUUAUAAAUUUUUUGUCCAAAAGAGAACUGCGAGGACUGAUCAAACAACGUGAAUAGACGGUAGUUACAACAUUUCGACCGGCCGAUAUCAGUCUUCAUCAGGUUUAUUAGGAAGAUCACGAAUUUAGAGAAAUAAAUGUAAUGCUACAAUGGACGCAAGUGACGUAGUAUGGUGUUUCUACUUAAAAAAAAGAAAGAUAAGAUAACAGAAAAACAAAUUAAGAUAUGUUCAAGGGCCCAACGUUUAAGGAUGAAGUGCGCUUCACGCGCCUUCGUGAGAGAUUAACGUCCAUUCUUAAGUUUUUUAAUAGGAAUAAGCAGCUUAUGGGAAUUGAUCAACCCCUGUUAAUUAUCGAGACUUCCAAGAAACGGGCCUAAGAAUCUUUAUUCUUCAUCUAGGAACUUAACUCUGUGUGAUGGAAUCUUGGACCCCUGUCUAAAAGCUAUGUUUAAAUUCUUACGGUGAUAUCUGUAACCGGCAGGUCCGCCUUGGCGAACACCAUUUUAAACAGACUGAAGGGUACGAACAAGACAUUAACAUCACUUCGGUCACUAAACAUGGAUCAUACGUUGCAGCCAGUUACGAUCGCGACAUCGCUGUCAUAAAGCUGGCCUCUCCCGCCAGAUUCAAUGACCGUGUGGCACCCGUCUGCCUACAAAGCAAUACUGCUGCGUUUCCUCCAGGUAUGUUCACACACCCUGUACUUUGACUUCAAGCCGGAGAUGUUUCAGGGGCAGCCAAAGACUGUUUUCGCUGAAAUGUCUGUUCGGAGAAGCAAAUAUUCCGUAGAAUUUUCUAUACUUGAGGACAAGUAAUAGACCGUUUUCUGCGCCUUAUCACCAUCCCCCUCGCGCGUGUCUCGCGCUCCGCUCUCGCUUUCCGCUUGCCUUCGCUCGCCUGAAAAACACGAAAAAAUAACGCCUUUUCUGUUAAUGGAGUAGACAGGGGAAGAAAAUCAUUCAACCAGUCGUGUAAGAGAAAACGUUCUCUCCAGCUAAAAUUCGUUUUCAAGGAAGAGUAAUUGGGGUUUCUAUGCCAAUAAAAUUUCUUUUGUAUGGAGCCGCGAGGUAGAGACGGAAACCUUUCCUCAACAAUGGAACAGUGAUUUGCCUUGAAGCAGACAAAUAAGUACAACAGUGGGUCGCACCAAAGGAUGUCUCAAUUUUAUUAUCGCUUAUAUACCUCUCUCUUUACCGGCCCGUAGCCCUCAUUUGAAAGCAAAUGCCUUUCUAGAUUUUUGUUUUCCUUUUUGAGGCUGGAGUAAGGAUAGCAAUGAUUCCUUAAAUUGUGCCAUAACUGCACAGGAUUACCAACGAGCAAUUAUAUUUUCAAUUGCAGGGACGGAAUGCGUCAUCACAGGCUGGGGCCGCACCAGUCAGGGGGGCAAAUUAUCGUCUGUUCUGAAAGAGGCCACUGUGCCGAUAGUAUCAGAAGGAGAAUGUAAAAGUAACUACGGAAGAGGUGGCCUUAUAACGUCCAACAUGCUCUGCGCUGGCUUCAGGAGUCAGGGAACGGAUGCCUGUCAGGGCGAUAGUGGAGGUAAACAAUUGAACUGCCCACCUACCCCUCCCCUAAGCCAACAUUUUGCCCUAAGUGAGAAGUAAGUGAUAAUUUUGGCUUAGGGGAUGGGUAGGUGGGUAGUUUCCCUGAAACCUAAAUUGAUCCAAACAAUUCACAGAAAAUAAGCCGUAACCUUUAAUUUUUGAAGGCACGUUGCAUUCACUCACUUCUCUAAUCUUUCUUUCUUUUAAGGGAGUUUGGCAGCCCAGAAAAUCUUAUCAUUAAUGGUCACAUUCCUUUUGACUAAUCAAAAUCUGGAUUUUGCGUAGCUCGAAUUUCAUCCGAUUGCUUCGAGUCGGUUUUCUCUGUAAUAACGACUCGAAGUAAUCGGAUGAAAUUCAGGCUAGAUUUUGCCAUCCAAAAUUUGAUUUUUCGUUCCACUAAGGACUAAACCAAUCUAAGAUUGCAAUCUGAACGAUCCACCUCCGCACUUGGAUCGUUCAGAUUGGUAUCCCAAUCUUGUUUCAGAUUUUUAUUCCAUUUAACGAAUUAAGAGAAACUGCAUUUCGAUUGCAAGAUCGUGCUCGUCCAUCUAUAAACACGGCGGUUUAAGGUUAGUUCGGGCCAGAGUUAUUGACACUCCUCCUUUGUUCUAUGCCGCUAAAGGAUUGUAGUAUAUUAUGCUCAAGUUCCCCCAAAACUCUAAAUCCAUGAGGAAGCGAAAACGCUUGCAUUUUCUCACCGAAAACUAUAAUGUCCGAUGCGUGUGUGUGUUUAGAACGCGCUUCUCAGCGCUUGAGAAUUCGUAAUUGUCUUCUGAAUUUUCUUGAAUCAAAUUCCAGAUAAUUUUAAGUUGACGAGUCCCAGUAUGAACCACCACUAGUUAAAGAGCUACUUUUCUUUCCAUUUCUCCACGAGAAGACGCUUAAUUUAGCGGAAAGAAAUAAAAAACGAUGUAUUGAAAUUGAGAAGAAGAUCAGAGCAGCAGGCAGCUACUGUAUGGAUCAAUCUUAUUUCAGAUUUUUGUUCCGGCUAGCAGGAAAAUCCAAACAAUCUGGAUUGUCUAAAUCCGAAAAAAGUUUGGCUUAAAGGAAUGCAACCAUAGAGUGGAUUUCAAUUACAAGCAAUUGUGUUUUGAAUACAUUGAUUCAUCUAGCUCCUUAACCUCCUAAUAAGCCUUGCAAAUGUAUCACGUUGUUUUCUGUUGCGAAUUGUUACUACAUAGAAUUAAACAUAAGAUGCAAUUUCCGCAGUUUUUGCCACGAAGGCACUCAAAACAUACAUUUGAGUGCCUCGUACAGUUUCCCUUGAGCUUACAAUUGUCUUCCCCUUUUGUUGUUGCUUUUUCCCAGGUCCCCUUGUAUGUGAAAAGGACAAGCGCUGGUAUCUGGUGGGCGCAACUAGCUGGGGAUGGGGCUGCGCAGGGCAGUACUACGGCGUUUACACCAAUAUUGCUAAAUUAUACAACUGGAUUACAGCAAACACGUUGUAG